CUUUAGAUGGCAGUAGAGCCCAUCUCCGUGUUGUUGUUGUUGUUGUUGUCACCAGCAGAAGAAGAGCAAGCUGGUUUGUACACGGAAGCUGGAACGAGACUUGUCAAACCUUUCAACCUGUCGAGCCGGAUUUGUCCACGCAGCUUGUUCCCUGUGCGCGAAGGGGAAACGGACUCAGUGGAUUUGAUGGUUUGUGUUUUCACCGGCGUGUAAGACACAAUGACGCCGGCUUUCCUGCUUCUCUCUGUAUUUCUGAGUUGCUGCUUGGUCACAGUAGGGGCUCCAACAGAAGGUGCUGGGGACUCAGUUUCAACCAUGAUACAGCCAAGCAAACCAGUUCAGGAAAAAAACCAUGAAAAUAUAACACUAGACUCUAGUAUAGAUGGGAAGAGUGGAAAAUUAAAUGAUACUAAUGGAGUGGACGAUCAACAUCAGAUAGCAGGAAAGAAUGUACAAAUAACGAAACCUAAUGAAAUGUCCAAGUCCAAGACCAAAAUACCAGAUGAUGAAGGAAGAUCCAAGAAAGAUCAGAUGGAAAUUGAUAUGGCAGGAAAAAAAAAACAAGAGCCGGAAGACUUUGGGCAAGAGCAAACAAAGAUACAAAGUCAGCAAGGUGAGCUCGUGGAAAACGACACAAUGACAAACAUUCAGAAUCAGGGGCAGGUGCCUGGUUUGCAGAAGGAUCAGCAAAAUUCCACUGAAAAAGAGAAAAAGAAAGACACAAAUGUGAAAACCAGUGAUCACAAGCCUAAAGACAUUCUGACAACCAGUGGAGAAAAGCUGACAAAAGGUCCUAAUACUGUUGCUAAGGAGCAAUUGCAAGUAACAAAGGACAUCCAGAAGGGAAAGCCAGAAGAACAUGCCAGUAAGAAAAAAUCAGAAGAGGCCAGUGAGAAAAAAACAGGAGAAGAGGACGGCAGUGAGAAAAAACCAGGAGAAGAUGCCAAAAAGGAAAAGCUGGGAGAGGAAGGCAGAAAUAGAGAAACAGGAGAGAAUAGUCACUAUAACUCAUCUGGAAUGAAGGAUGAGGCAGAAAGCAGUCAUUUCUUUGCCUACCUUGUUUCUACGGCUGUGCUGGUGGCAGUGCUUUACAUCACUUACCACAACAAGCGCAAGAUAAUUGCCUUUGUUUUGGAAGGAAAGCGAUCCAGAUCCGCACGUCGACCUAAAUCCUCAGAGUACCAGAAGCUGGAACAGCAUAUUUGAUCUCAAGUCAUUCUCGUGAAGCCAUUGCCUGGAGCAGCUGAAAACACUGGGUUGUGUGAGAAGAGGGCGAGUGGAUACUAGUGUUAGAUAUUUUCUUGGUUUACUCUGCAGUGAUUUCAAUUUGUGUUAAAUGAAACAUUGUUCUAUUUUGUACCUUUUAGAUGCUUAUUGCAUGACUAUGCAGACGACAUUGUUGCCUUAUUGAGGGAAUUAGUGAAAUGCAGUGAGUGCAAAAUAAGCAUGAUGUUUUUGCACUUGUGUCGUUAUUCCACUUUUUAGGCAAUCUUGUAAUUCGACCUGACUAAGGUCCUGACUCAGGAUAUUUCAGUAUCAGAUGAAAAUAUUAGCCGGUUGAAUUGCAGCCUUGUUUGUACAGUACAUUAUUGAUUGCACUGUGUACCUAAAUAAGCCAUCUGAAUCUUUGUAAAAUACUGGCUGUGUACAAUUUAUGUUUUAAAUGUCUAUUAGUUGAAUGGAAUCAAGAUUUCCAUUAAGAUGUGCAAAAGUAUCUCAGCGGGAUAUCUGCUUACAACCAUAUGGUGUUGGCCAGAUGAAUGUAAUAUCAAACU
Molecule: messenger RNA, 1775 nt
Organism: Xiphias gladius (swordfish)
Lineage: Eukaryota; Metazoa; Chordata; Actinopteri; Istiophoriformes; Xiphiidae
Gene: tgoln2
Product: trans-golgi network protein 2
Exons: 4
Coding region: 220-1206 (328 amino acids)
Source: RefSeq, a predicted model, not a curated record